Messenger RNA from Pelobates cultripes (western spadefoot toad), 13240 nucleotides. The record is from the annotation of a GenBank genome assembly. Lineage: Eukaryota; Metazoa; Chordata; Amphibia; Anura; Pelobatidae.
AUGGGAAUUACUGACCAUCCCAGGCUAAAGAGAAUGAGAGAAAGCAAGACUGAGUGUAUAAGUCUCAGAAGACCCUCAGAAACCGGGUAAGACAAAGCAGGAAUGUGCAGGAUAGAGGAGUAACUGUAUGGGAAAGAGCAUUGGAGUGACACUCAGUGAGCGAGAGUAGGUCAGAGAGCGUGGAUGACGCCUAGAGCAAGCAUGUAGGAGAGACGGUGUGAGGUGAGCAUAAGACAGCAAGUACGAUAGAAAGCGGAAUAAAUUUAGUGAUUGUGAUACGGAUCGCCAAUCACUGCAGCUCCUACUCCUGUGAGUUCCCCGCUUCUUGCGUCUCUCUUUACCACGUGACCUGCGUAGUCACAUGGUUCCUGUGCCAUUACACGUCCUGUAGCUGUGGGCGGAACUAGCCGCUUCCAUAAGGUAAGAGUUGAAGAAUAUUUCUAUCUGUGUCCGUGUGUAGAUACAUCAUAACUCACAGAGCCAUCUUCUGGAAGGUGAUGGUUUCUUACAAAGACAAGUAAUGUCCUUAUUUUCAGAUUAUGCCAGCUGACUUUGUAUACACUGUAAACAUGGCAGACACGGAAAUUCACCUCUGACUUAGACUGCAGGAACUGAUGUCAAGGCAUUCCAAAUAGGGGACUCCGACAAGGAGAUCUUUAUCUGUCUUAUCCCUCUAUCUACAGGGAUAACAUGUAAGGGCGAUGACUUCGCCCCACUUCUUUUCUAACUGCAGGUAACUCAAAUCAUGAGUGCCUUUACUGGUUUGCUCUAAUUAGCCAACAUGGUAACAUUCCCCAGAUUUGUUUUGCAAGUUUAUUAAUUAUCUGAUUUAUAAUACCAGCUUUCUUUUACAUUCCUUUUGGUAUAGGUCUUGUUAUUGUUAAUUUACCAAACAGACUUUAGUAUUGUAGAAAACUAUGCAGCAUAAUGUAUUAAAUGUGAGAUUACUACUCCCUUUUUGUACUAGUUCAUUGUAUGCAAUCUAUAUAAACUGUUUGUAAGAGAGAGAUUUGUUUAUGCUGAAACACAGUUUGCGUUCUAAAUAUUAUAUGGUCAUGUUAGCCCUGAAAAGAUGAUACACAGAAUUAUUCCCAAGAGAAAAAAAUUUUGAACACCUAAUCCCGUAGAAACGCUCACAAUUCGCUUGCACUUUAACCUUUAGAGUUAUUCAUUUAAGUGUGGAUGCUCCUGGCCCAGAUUUGCUGAAUUCAUCCAGAUCUGUUCGUUCGGACUGAAAAAUCCAAAUGUUGCUCAUAUCUACUGAUUUGCUGAAUUCAUCCAGAUCAGUUCGUUCAGACUGCAAAAUCGUAAUGUUGUUCAUAUCUACUAAACCAGUAGUAGCCAAUGGCUGGUUAGUUAGUAAUUCACUAUCCCCUGGACAAUAGAGUAAACUAAUAAGCUGGUUGUUUACUGUUUAGUACAGCGGUUCCCAAAGUGGGGGUUGCGACACACUGGUAGGUUGCACAGACCCACACAUCCAGGGCUGCUGGGGACUCUGGAGUCAGGCAUGCAAACUGAUUAGUAUGCCGCCGGGCUCCCUCCAAUCAGUCUGCACAGCACCUCGGGUCUGCAGCUUCGCCCGGUGCAGAGCUGCAGACCGUGUGAUCGAAGUCUCGCAAACACCCAGAGCAUUAGCAUGGCAACAGUCUGGGAGCUCGCAAGACUCUUAUUACAUGGCACGCAGCUCUGCACCCGGCGGAGCUGCAGACCGGAGAGUUAACCCACCGGACCACCAGGGAAUUUAAUAAAGGUAGGACACAAUAUGCGCACACUGCAUCCACUACAUACACACACACACACUGCAUCCACUACACAUGCACUGCAAUCAAAUGCAAACAUUACAUACAAACACACCCCUGCAUUAAAACACUAAAAUUAUAUACAAACACCCCUUCAUUCAAACACCAACACUACACACAAAAAGCACACCUGAAUUUAAAGUCCUACACUACAUACAAACACCCCUGCAUUCAGAUGCAAACAUUACAAACAAGUACACCACUACAUUCCAAUGGCAACAGUACAUACAAAUAAUCCCAUACAUACAAAAACAUACUUGCACCAGGGCCCUCUCUAUAUUAGUUCCAUCACUGGGAUAUUCAACAUAAGGUGCCUGGAUGAGCAGGACACAGAACUUCUGAUUCUGACUGUGUCUGUGAGUAAGCAGUUGUAUGCCUCUAAAACUGAUUGCCAUGAUGUGCAAAGUUUCUGCCUCUGAAACUCCAUGAUAUGUCAAAAUUAUGCAUCUAAAACUUUCAUGAUAUGUCAAAUUAUGCCUCUAAAAUUACCAUGAUCUGCCAAUUUUAUGCAUCUAAAGCCGAUUGCCAUGGUGUACCAAUUGUAUGUUUUUAAAACUGAUUGCCAUGGUGUACCAAUUUUAUGCAUCUGACUGUUUGCCAUGGUGUGCCAAUUGAAUGCCUCUGAAGCUGAUUGCCACGAAAUGCCAAGUUUAUGCGUCUAAAGCUCAUUGCCAUGGUGUGCCAAGUUUAUGUAUUUAAAACUGCCACGAUGUUCCAAUUGUAUGCCUCUAAAACUGAUUGCCAUGGUGUGCCAAUUGUAUGCCUCUAAAACUGAUUGCCAUGGUGUGCCAAUUUUAUGCCUCUUAAACUGAUUGCCAUGGUGUGCCAAUUUUAUGCCUCUUAAACUGAUUGCCAUGGUGUGCCAAUUUUAUGCCUCUUAAACUGAUUGCCAUGGUGUGCCAAUUGUAUGCCUUUUAAACUGAUUGCCAUGGUGUGCCAAUUUUAUGCCUCUUAAACUGAUUGCCAUGGUGUGCCAAUUGUAUGCCUCUUAAACUGAUUGCCAUGGUGUGCCAAUUGUAUGUCUCUAAAGCUGAUUGCCAUGGUGUUCACUUUUUAAAAUAUGCAUUAAAAGCAAGUGGGUCUCGAAACAUUACCAUUUUGAAAAGUGGGUCUCGGCCCAUAAAAGUUUGGAAAGCUCUGGCUUAAUAGAUACAGCAUGUCAGGUGGUGACAUAAGAGAGGAUGUUAUAUUUAUUAUUUGUAUGAAGGUCAUAUGAGCUCACAUUUUUUUUCAGUUUAUUUAAUUUUCUGCUUUUGCUAUUCAGACACCACACAAUUUACCCACAAUGUCUUAUUGUGCUGACAAUGGACAAGUAGUCCAGAUUUCAGUAAAUAUAUUAGGUAGAAAGCUGGUAUUCAUUUGAUGUUUUGUAAAAAUGUGAAUUGUAUCUGACAACAUAUCACUAUCUAACAAGUGUCGUCAGUUUAAGAUGCACUAUAAUCAAAAUAUGAAAGACAGGUCCCUUAGCCUUCUUUCUUGUUUUUAUAUUAAUUUACCCUUUUAAAAAAAAAAAAAAUGUAGAGUGAUUAUAAUAUAAACUUACCUCCAUUCCAGCGAUGAGAUCCUCGGCAGGCUGCGCCCCCUUUUUUGUCAAAAUGACGAAAUAGCAGGGGUCAAUCAGACGCUUCUCUUGGAGAAGCGUCACAGCGAUCUGGUUCGUUGAAUGGCGCUUUAUGAAUGUACACUGAUCACUGUACCGGUAUGCGCGUUCGCGAGCUGACUGACGGCUCCACUCGCUGUCUAUGCCCGCCCCCUUCUAAGCCCAAAGUUUGUGUGUACAAACACUAUAUCAAGAGGAGGGAUCGACCGAUUAUCAGUCUGUUGAAGGGAGCUGCUAGGAAGGUAAGUAAGAGCUUGCUGGGCCCCCUCUGCACAGUCUAUGCCACCGGACCACCAGGGAAUGCUAUAUUCCCACUUCCUGGCCAAGUAAGAAACAGGGAGGGUGGACUAAAAAUGUUUUAAAAAAUUUAAAUAUUUAAAAAAUAAAUAAGAAUCCCACCUCCCCAUAUUUUACACACUUAACAUACCUACACAAAUACACACUACACAAGCACACACACUCUGCAUUCAUUAUAUACACACACUACACACACACUCUUAAAAAAAAAUAUGUUCAGUAGAUUUGUGUAGAAAUUUUUAUUUUUUUUUUGUUUUUUUUUUAAAUGGUAAAUGUACAGAAUAUCGGUAAAUUAUCGGGCUGAAAGUUCACAGAUUAUCGGUGUUGGCUCUAAAAAAAGAAAAUCAAUAUCAGUCGAUCCUUGAUAUAGCGAUAUCUCUAUAUUUAGUGUUUGUAUACACACACACUCUCACUCACACUCUCUCUAAAUCUCACACUCUCUCAAUCUUUUUCACUCACACUCUCCCCCACACUCACUCAAUCCCACACACUCUCUCUCUCUCUCUCUCUCUCUCUCUCUCUCUCUCUCUCUCUCUCUCUCAAUCUUUCACUCAUACUCUCUCACCCACACUCACUCUCUCAAUUUCACACACUCACUCUCUCUCAUUUUCUCAUUUAGAAAAUAAGUUUACUUACGGUUUGAAGUCAUUAGAUUCUCCUGCCUUCAGCCUGUCAGCCAGAGCCCACGCGGUGUGCAGGAGACCACUAUCUCCCACACUGUUGGCUCUACUACAGGACACAGGAUGCACAUUCACAGUGCUUCCUGUCUCCUGAUAUCACGUUUGAUGUAUUCAACCAAGCAUGAAGACGUCAAACGUGAUGAAUGCGAAUUAGGCAGCCCUUAGCUCGGAAGUCCCUCUGGUGGCCGUCUGAGGGGCUGCUGUCACGAACGCACACUACUCCAAGAGUGCGAGUGAUGUAGUUGUGGUUGUGAAAGGGUUAAAGUUCACUAUUUGUCUGCACUAGACCGGAAAUAAUGACAAAAUCCCCCUUUAACACCACCCACACUUAAACAUAAUAAUAUAACUAUUACUAGUUUAACGCUGCCACCACCAAGACAAUUUAUAAAUGGGGUGCCUUGGUCCCCCAGGUAAAUCAAUAAUAAAACCCACCAAAUAUUACUUAGUACAAUAUUUAAGUUAUUGCAAAAAUACUAACUAGUCUCCUCAGGUAACGUGAUUCUUAACCAGACAAAGGCAGAACUUAAUAAAUGAAUGUUUAUUAUGAGCAACAAUUAAUCACAGUGCAUAUAAAAAUAUAUGAUAAACAAAUUAUUUACACCAACAAUAGAUAAAAACAAAAAGGAUAAACUCAAAAUUAGAUCUUGGCCCCAAGCAAGUACACAAACACCCUUCAGAAUCACAGGAGAUAUACCCUGUGAAUUGCCACGCCUCAUCCAGGGGUGGAUACUAAGUGACCACCUCCUUUGUUUCAGAAAACAACAUGUCACAUACAAACUUUUGGUUUUAUCUCCUCUACUGUACUUGCCACAGAAAUAAUAAUUGCCUCUAUGAAUUUGUUAUUGUUUUCCCAUUCCAAAGACAUGUUGCACGCCCCGCCCACGAUCCAAUAGGACGGACAUCACAAGUCCUGCCACACGGUUUAAGUUGUGCAACUCAUGUUUGGGCUUAAUUAAAAGAUUGGGCUGGUCUCAUUCCAAAUAUAAUAAAAAUGAGGCUUAAUUAUUAACCUGUGGGUAAGUAUGAAUGUUUCACUUGGAUAAGAUACUGGAACACAAGGAUCUUCAUGAAACGAAUCCCAUUACCAAUUCAAAUGAUUGAACUAUCCUUUACAAGGUACAUGCCAAAUGGAUGAAGAGACAUUCAGACUUUUUCCAAGUGUAGAAUCUCACACCUUGCAGAUCCUUGAUUACUUCACAUCCAUAUAGUAAAAUCCUUUUCACAUUGCUAUUCCAUUCACACUACCCCUUCUGUCAUCUGACCUCUGUGGGGGUCCCAGCUUCAAAAGAUGUAACCCCUGUUGACCUCAGCAAUAGCAUCUCUGUAAUUUGCGCUAUUUACUACACAAAUUACAUUAAAAGAUGAUAUUCCAUAGUGUAAUAAUAAUGGGAAAAUCAGGAGUACCAAUGAUGUGCACAUGCUGUCUCUGGAUGUACAUGUAAGAAAUACAGUUAUAAAUGUAGUUUUACUCUUGCAUUAAAGAGGAACAUGUAGAAGUGAUCCAUACAUCAGGUCUGUGCUAGGUACAGAAGUGAAAUUUUUGAUAAAAUGUUGGUCUAUAUCCAGUCUUGACUUGACUUCUAUACCUCCAGAUGAACAGAUAGAAGGUCGUUAGGUUUCCAACUUAUCGUUUUUAAAGGACCACUAUAGUGCCAGGAAAACAUACUCUUUUUCCUGGCACUAUAGUGCCCUGAGGGUGCCCCCACCCUCAGGGUCCCCCUCCCGCCAGGCUCUGGGGAGAGGAAAGGGGUUAAAACUUACCUUUUUCCAGCGCUGGGCGGGGAGCUCUCCUCCUCCGUUCCUCCCAUCUGGCUGAAUGCGCACACGUGGCAAGAGCUGCGCGCGCAUUCAGCCGGUCUCAUAGGAAAGCAUUUACAAUGCUUUCCUAUGGACGCUUGCGUGUUCUCACUGAUUUUUCACAGUGAGAAUCACAGAAGCGCCUCUAGCGGCUGUCAAUGAGAUAGCCACUAGAGGAAUUGGAGGAAGGAUUAACCCAUUUACAAACAUAACAGUUUCUCCGAAACUGCUAUGUUUAUAAAAAAAAAAAAAAAUGGGUUAACCCUAGCUGGACCUGGCACCCAGACCACUUCAUUAAGCUGAAGUGGUCUGGGUGCCUAGAGUGGUCCUUUAAGGGUAGUUGAAAUUGGAAGGCAAUGCUUCAGAUUGGUGAAGCAUGUGAAUUGCCAUGCAAGUGCUAAUUUGUCCCCAGUGCUGCUCUAGGUGAAGCAUUGGAUUUGUACCAUAGUUUAUCAAUUGUGAUGAUCUUAGUAAGGGUGAAUCGGGCUGCAUUUAGGGCACUCUCAGCAAAGAAAAAAAGGUGAGUUUAUGGGGCGUGGCCUGGCAGCAAAUGUGAGCGGACGCACGGAGACAUAUCUACCCGCCGGCGGCAAUUAAACAACGGGUUAAUCCGACCACAAACUAUCAAAUGGGCAAUAGAAAGAAACCAGGCGCUCACUUGUGCACUCCGGACCGCGGACCUGCUCAAAAAUCCGGCUAUCUGGACAGAUAUUUCCGAGACACAGUGACAGUGCUCAGAACAGGCCUGGAGGACAGCGAGAUGGCACCAUCUUCGCCAUGUGCAUCACCACCGCGCAGCCCUGCAGUACAGGACCAUGCAGUACAGGACCCCCCAGCAGAUCCAAGAAUGGCAGAUAUUAAAGAACUCCUGCAAAAUCUAUCAUCCAAAAAUUAUAUAGCAUCCAUGCAGGAUGAAAUUACCUCUCUGGCGUCUGAUAUCAGGCAAGUGAAUAGCCGGGUCGGGGACCUGGAAGAAGACUGGGAUCAAAUAUUAAGCAGACUUCUAUCCCUGGAGCGUACCCAAGAGCUCAGAGACACCAAACUCAUGUACAUGAUGCGAAGUAAUGAAGACCUAGACAACCGCAGCAGAAGGAACAACAUACAAGUAAGGGGGAUGCAGGAAUCUCAGGGAAACAAGGAAGACCUCCAUGCGUUACUGCAAUCACUGUUUAAAGUGCUUUAAAGACCUGAAGACACACACAUCUUGCUAGAUAGAGCCCACAGGGCACUAAGACCCAGGGGUUUACCCCAUGAAGCCCCAAGAGAUAUAAUAUGCAGGCUACAUUACUAUUCAGAAAAAGAAGCCAUCAUGCAGAGAAUCCCCUGAAAUUAUUUAUAAUGAAGCAAAAAUAACACUCUUCCCUGACCUCGCCUGGCUGACACUGAGAAGGAGAAGAGCCUUGAGGCCGAUUACACAGGCACUUCAGCAAGCCAACAUAAAAUAUAGAUGGGGUUCCGAUUUUCCUUAACUGCUUCCCACCAAGGAACACAAGCCACACUCACAAAGGCAGCGAAUGUGGAAGAAUUUUCCCAACGCCUAGGGAUUCCCAUCAUCGAGAUACCGGAUUGGUACGACAUUUCAGAACCAGAGACCCUGCAAGAACGACAACAAUAACCAAGGGGACAAGCGUCGGACACCCAGAAAAGACCGGCUUGGAAAACACCGCCUGUAUCCCCCUUCUUGAGAUCCAGAAGGCCUCUAAUGACUCCAAGGAGAAUUAACUGAAGGCAAGCACUAAACUGCCGUUGACAAGUCACAGCAAUUAAGGACUGGUACCAUGGUUCUGAAGGACUUAGAUCACAUAAUCUGAACUCUCCUUACUACAUGGGAGUGGUAACUAUACCAUGGUUGUCUUUCUGUACAGGCCCGCGCAGACAAUUUUGUACUGUUAUUUUUGCAUCCUACAAUAUGGUUGUAUAUAGCUAACACCAAUACAUAACAUUAGCCACAAUCUAUAUACUAUGGGGAUACAAGAUAGCCCAAUUCAUAACAAACCCUUCCUACAUACAUAUAAGCUUAUCCGCCGUUUGGGGAGUCAUAUGCUCACCCGCGGUAAAUCCACCACGAUCCGCAGUAAAAUACUUACGGAUUAUAACUCCCACCCUCCUCAGACCUGCUAGGAGUUAAACAGUUCUGAGGCAACUGAUCUAAGCAGGACCACGCCUCUACCACACACCUUGUAGGCCCUGUGAAUGUCCUGAGCGGUACUGACUUAUCUCAAUCCCAGCGUAUCCCAACCUUAACCCCUGAGCCAGUGCACAGGACUGGGCUCACUCAGGGCUAAGUACCGACUCCUUUAAAGAUUCCGGAGAACUCAGGCAAAACAGACACACUUUUUUCUAACACCGAGUUCAGGGCCUCUAAUAUACAAGAGUGCACAAAGCUCUCCUCGGGGGGCACUAGACUUGAAGUUUACGUUUAUUUUCACUGUAAAUAGUUUUCCCACAUGUAUACUACAAUAACUAUAACAAAAGCAAAGCUAGAGGGGUAGCGAUUCUAAUAGGACAUAAAGUCCCCUUCACUUACUCAAGGCACAUCAUAGAUGAGUCGGGGAGAUUCAUUAUCCUGCAAGGGUUAGUGGGCACAGAAGCAAUUACGCUGGUUGCAAUUUACCUUCCAAAUACACACCAAAGUGGAACCUUUAGAAAAAUAAUGGCGAAAGUGAAACAAAAUACUAACGUUAUUCUGAUCAUUGGGGGGGGAUUUCAACAUUUCGUUGGACGCUAAUAAAGACAGUUCCUCCCACAACAGCAAACACUUAGCCGCCACGAGACGUCAAAUGUAACACAUCCUCCACUCCAACCAAUUAAUAGACUGUUGGAGGGUACUACACCCGACAACAAGAGACUAUACACAAUUUUCCGCACCAAAUCAAUCGUAUGCUAGAAUAGAUUUUUUUUCCUGACCUCACAUAGAGAUCUCAGCAUGAUAAGAGACGCGUCCAUAGGCCCUACAACAUGGUCAGACCAAUCUCCAAUUUUCUUUACUUUAAACGUACCAUCGCUCCCACGUCCCAAGGGAUCAUGGAAACUUAACCCAUCUCUGUUACAAACACCAAAGGUCCAAGAAUCAAUAAGAGACACAAUUAAACUAUACUUUAAGGAAAAUAAAACAAUAGACACCACAGCCUACAUACAAUGGGAGGCACACAAAGCAGUGGUACGGGGAGAACUCAUAAAAUGGGGAGCUCAACUAAAAAGAGAAAAAAACAGAAAGAUCAAUGAACUACUAGACAAAAUUGUACAGAUAGAAAAAUCACAUAAACACCAUCUAUCCGACUCAAUCUAUUGCACUCUACUUGCCCUUAGGAAGGAAUUCCACUCACUGCUGCAAGACAAAGCCAAAAAGGCCAUCCUCUGGACAAAACGGUUAUAUUACGCACAAGGGAACAGGUGUGGUAAAUUACUUGCCCAGGCCUUAAAACAGAAACAAACCCUAACUUAUAUCCCCAGAAUCAGACGACCAGACAAGUCUAUAGCGCAUACGACAGAUGACAGCGGAAACUUUCCGACAAUAUUACACCUCCCUAUAUAACCUAGAGGGCAGUGGGAAGGAAACGGGGGAUAUCCAAAAGUACCUUGAGGACAAAUUUGACUCUAUACUCCCAAAAGCAGCAAUGAGAUCCCUAGAGGAGCUGUUCACCAUUGACAAAAUCAAAUUGGCAAUCAAACAGACUCCACAUAAUAAAAGCCCAGGACCUGACGGGUUCUCAGCUACAUACUAUAAGACCUUCCAAUCAGAACUCACCACGCACUCACCACGCACUUACUAGAGGCGAUCAACUCUAUCCCCUCACACAACCACAUACCAAUCCAAGCUUUAGAAGCGACAAUAACACUGCUGCCCAAACCAGGGAAAGACCUAGAAAAUUGUGCCAGUUACAGGCCAAUAUCCUUGCUCAAUGUCGAAAUUAAGAUCUUUACCAAGAUGCUGGCACCCAGGAUUAAACCCUUUCUACAAGGUUUGGUCCACCCUGAUCAGGCGGGGUUUGUCCCAACUAGGGAGGCGAAAGACAACACCUCUAAAAUAAUCUAAUUAACCAUGCGUCCCAAACACGAAUUCCAACCUUACUAUUGGCAAUAGACGCAGAAAAAGCCUUUGACAGGGUGGACUGGACCUUUCUCUUUCAGACAUUAGAGGCAUUGAGUUUCUGGGGCAGAUGGUUACAGUGGAUUAAAGCACUCUAUUCCCACCCAACGGUGCGUUUGAAGGUUAAUGGACAAUUAUCUGAGCCCUUUAAGAUAAAUAACGGCACCCGUCAAGGUUGUCCGUUAUCUACCAUUUUGUUUAUAUUAACUCUAGAGCCCCUCUUGCAGGAAGUACGUAAAAGAUCCAACAUACAGGGAAUCAGGGUCCAGAAACAGGACUAUAAAGUCUCAGCCUUUGCCGAUGACAUAUUAUUCACCCUGGAACACCCCCUGUCCAGUCUUCCCUACCUGACAGAGAUCCUAAAUAGAUACAGCAAACUGUCUAAUUUUAAAAUCAAUGUGGACAAGUGUGAAAUAUUAAAUAUCAACUUGUCAUCUCACCAAAUACGAACACUAAAAGACGCAUACCCCUACCAAUGGGCAAAUCAUUCCAUCAAAUACCUUGGGGUCCAAAUUACCAACUCUCACAGGACAAUUUACAAAGCCAACUUCCCAGAUCUGAACUUCCCAGAACAGCCAUAAAAUUUUUUGGAUAGAUGGAAUAAACCGCACUUCCGAUGGAUGGGUCGGAUAAAUAUAAUCUCCAUGAAUGUGCUCCCACACAUUCUCUACCUCCUCAAUGCUAUCCCAAUACAUGUUCCAGAACAUUUUUUCAAAUCUAUCCAGACAAUACUUACAUCCUUCAUCUGGGCGAAGAAACGCCCACGUAUAGCCUUUAAUUUACUGACAAGACCCAAAGAGAGGGGAGGACUGGGGUGCCCAAAUAUCCAAAACUAUCAUAGGGCAAUACACUUGGGUAGAAUUCUGGAGUGGUGCAGACGAGGACACAAAAAAGCCUGGGUGGACAUAGAACAAGCACAAACACGAACCCCACUACAUGCACUCCCGUGGACCCUGUCCACCCCCGGAGGCAAGAUACCGCAGGGUUUGCCGACCGUUUCCCCCACACUAAAAAUUUUGAAGACACUUUACCUGCGCUCGGAGUUUACACCAACUCCAUCGCCAAACUACCCGAUAUCCCACAACCCUCUAAUCCCCAUAAGCUUUGGUAACAUACUGCAAAGCCCCGGGAAUACCCAGGAGGUAAACAAAGAUGUAACGUUAAGGGACAUAUUCACGGAUAAAGGAUUCCCCCCCCCCCCCAAUAAACCAAACAGGUUCCACCAACGCAACAAUGAUACAACUUUUCCAAGUCCACCAACUUAAACAUUUCUUAAAUACAGAAGGGUUACUACAUUGGAAACCCAGGGAAGAAACUCAAUUUGAGAAAUUAUGCUCCCGCCCGCCCACAAAUAAUACUAUAGCUAAAUGUUACCGCAUAAUCCAAGAAAGCGCAAACAAACAACUUCCCUGGUUUACGAGAGGGAACCAGACAUGGUUUCCGACACACAGAGGAGCAGACCUGGCUCACAAACUUCACCAAAAUGAUGAAAACACACUCUAGCAUUCUGCUGCAGGAAAUUAAUUAUAAAUUUCUCACGCAAUGAUACUUGGUCCCUAUAAAUGCACAUAAAAUCAACGCCACCAACUCUCCAUUGUGUUGGAGGUGCGAGUUGGACCAAGGUACCUACCAACACAUAUGGUGGCACUGCCGGAAAAUAGAGGGCUUUUGGAAGGACGUAGCGAGGAUAGCAGAGCGACUCAGUAAUAUCCCAUUGACCUUCACCCCUGAAACGCUACUGUUCCUAUAUCUUUGAACAAAUUUAAACAGUCUCUUCUCUACUACGUGCUAACUGCCGCCAAAUCGGUCAUAGUGGGACUUUGGAGAACACACUAAAACCCUCUAGAAGGGAUUGGUUUAGGAAAAUAGACAACUUCCAUCAGAUGGAAGAACUGAGAAUGACCGCAAUGGGUAGAUUUGCACAAUACGUAGACACAUGGAUAUCAUUUCUAGAAUCAUAUCCAGGCCCAUGAGGGCACACAGAUGUAGUAACGUAGCAAUGAUGAGGAAAGGAAGGAGAGAAGGGUAAACCAUUUCGACACAGCCCUCACCACUAGAGAUUGAGGUGAAUGCCGAGGGAGCUGCACAAGAGUCAGGAGGGGACCCCAGAAGGGAACUAAUGAAAACUAAUAGCAUCGACUGCUAUCGAGCAGCUAAAGUAGCAAGGGUUGUGUACAAUGUAAUAUUUUGCAAGACCUACUAAUAACAUGUCAGUUCUCUUCAUAUUGUUCUGUACUGUCUGUAUGAACUCAACUAAGUUAUGUAAGAUGUCUAUACUAAGUGAAGUGUAAUAUGUUUCUACAACUUGGUCAAGUCGUUUCCUCAUUUUCUGUAUUUCGCAUGAUCUAUGUCUACUAGAUCAAGUUUUAUGCAAAACUCAAUAAAAAUAAAUUUAAAAAAAAGGUGAGUUUAUUUUAUUAAUUAAAAAAAUGAAUAUUUUGAACGCUAAGGUGUUCCUUUAACCGUAUCCUAAAAUGUGAUGUUACAGUCAGCAGUAUCCAUAACCUCAAAUUUGCUGUGCAAGUGACAUAUUUAAAUGUAUAUCUUAUUUAUUUGUUUGUUUGUUUAUUGCAAGAUGACAUCCAGGGCAAAGAAACGUAUUGUUCUCCCUUCUCGUCCAGAGCCCCCUAGUAUUGAGCACAUUUUGGAGGAUGUCCGUGGCUCUAUUUCUUCUGACCCAGUGUUUACCUGUGAUCUUAAUAACGGUAAGUAAUCCUAACCUGCAAUUAAUUAAGCUCUCCUAGCUGAGAUGCCUUCAAUGACUUUUCCUUUUAUCAUUCAUCUAGAGCAAUUACAUCCUACAUAUGACACGGUCAAUGAAAGGGAGAAGCAAUAUGUGCAGAGCUGCUCUUAUGUUGAAAUGAACAGUAAAUUAAAGGAAGCUCAGGCCCAACUGAAAGUAAAGUGUGAUUCUUUGAGAUGUGCUGGGGAAAAGUUGGAAGGCGUUAUUGAGGAUUUGAAAGUUGCCACCAUGUGA